Messenger RNA from Olea europaea var. sylvestris, 785 nucleotides. Its product is annotated as major pollen allergen Lig v 1-like. Bases 48 to 563 code for a protein of 171 amino acids. The transcript is spliced from 2 exons. The record is from RefSeq and is a predicted model, not a curated record. Lineage: Eukaryota; Viridiplantae; Streptophyta; Magnoliopsida; Lamiales; Oleaceae.
CAAAUAAAUUUUUUUUCGAUCGUCCUAAACAAAAAUACCCAAGAAAUAUGGUAAAGCUUAUCCAAGUUUCAAUUCUCCUCCUUAUAGCUUUAUGCUUCUUGUCCCUUUCUGGCUUCGUUUACUCGGAAGAUGUACCCCAGCCCCCAGUUUCUCAAUUCCACAUUCAGGGACAAAUUUAUUGCGACACAUGUCGUGCUGGAUUCAUUACUGAACUUAGCGAGUUCAUCCCAGGUGCUGGUGUACGUCUCCAGUGCAAAGAUGGUAAGAAAGGAAAUAUAACAUUUACUGAGGUAGGUUAUACAAGAGCAGAAGGACUCUAUAGCAUGCUCAUUGAACGCGAUCACGAGCACGAGUUUUGUGAAAUCAAAUUGCUUUCAAGUAGCAGAAAAGAUUGUGAUGAAAUCCCUAUUGAAGGAUGGGUAAAACCAUCGUUGAGAUUUAUGCUUAACACAGUAAAUGGUACCACACGCACGAUAAAACCUCUUGGAUUCUUCAAGAAAAAGGCCCUUCCAAAUUGUCCACAAGUCUUUAAUAAGUUGGGUAUGUAUCCCCCAGAUCUUUGAAGGGCAAAACGAAGAUGUUAAUUUAUUCCGAGACACUUAAUUUCCUCGCUUUAAUGUAAUUGAAUAAUUGUUUGUGCCAUUUUGUCAAGGCUAUUGAUGGCCUAAUUAAAGUGCCUAGUAGUAUAGAAUAAUUUUACUUUGUAAUUUUCUGUAAAUUCCCAGGAAUUUCCUUGUGGAAAGACAAUAAAUUUGUGGACUCUGAGAUAAACAUUAAUUCUAUUA